AUGCGACACCGGAGGGGACAGCCACAAGCAGCACACGAACUGGCGUGGAAGAAACAGCCGGUGCCAUUACAGGAGCGGGCGGCAGUUGCCAAACAGCGCAGUGAAGAUUUAAGCAGUCAUGGAGAAGAAAAGAAAGAAGUGACUGAAGGAAAAGAUAAUGAAAUGUUAACAAUGGUGUCACAUUUCUAUGAUUCAAUAAAAUCUCUGACUAAUUUUCAUUCUCAGUAUCCACAGUUGACUACUUUGUACAUUACUGGGAUACCCCUUGAUUCCCUGAAUGGAGUGCAACAUUUACCACAUCUUACACAGUUGUUUGCUAUGAAAUGUAAACUGCGAAAUGUAAGUGCUGUGGAAGAGUGCUAUCAUUUGGAGAAACUGUGCUUAUACUCCAAUGUGAUCCAAGAAAUACCUGAUCUUAAGCACGUGCAGAAAUUGCAAGCUUUGUGGUUAUCAGGAAAUGAAAUUUCCUGUAUUAAGAAUCUUGAAUCUCAGAAGAAUUUGUGUGAACUGUAUCUAAAUAAUAAUAAAAUCAAGGAAAUAGGCUCAUCAUUGAAGGAAAACAAAAAUUUGCAUACCUUGAAUUUGGCUGCCAAUCCAAUCUUUUCCCUGAAGGAAAUAAUCAGCUUGGCAGAACUUCCAUCUCUCACAUCUCUAAUACUUGCAGACUCUCAGCAUGACAUGCAACCAAUGACUGAACUCUUGAACUACAGCUCAUAUAUUAUCUAUCAUUUAAACAAGCUGGAAAUCUUGGAUGGAUAUCCAGUUGAUCAAAGAGAGAGAAGCAGAGUGACGCUGUUUUAUAGUAACCUACUUCUUCAGUUCCGCAUAUUGAAGUACAAACUCCUGGGUGAUUAUUAUAAGGAGAUCUGGAUAAAGCAAGAAGAAAAUAGAGAAGCAUUAGCAAGAUUCAGAAAGUGGUACCAGAUUUAUAUGUCAUUAGCUGUUCAGGUGCACAAAAACUUCCUUUCAGAGGACAGUGAUAACUGGGGCAAUUAUGUUGAACUGUUACACUUAAUGGCUGAGAAAGCUGACUGUUCAUCAAAUCAUGUGCAGAAUUCAACUGUUUUUCAUGGGAUCUCAAGCUACUUACAGAAUGACCUCAUUGAUUCCAGUGCUGAAGUCAUUCAUGCAGAAAUUACGGAAGAACUAAAGGAAAUGCCAUGUGUUGCAGUUAUUAUGGGUGAAACACUUGAGAGAGGUGAAGAACCGAAAUGUAAUUUGCAACGUGAUGAUAUAAAGACAAGACUUGACUACUUAUCAAUUGAAGUAAAAAACUGGGAUGCUGAAGUUGCAGAGUAUAUGGCCUUUCUCUCAACAAUGAGAAAGAUCAGACUUACUCAACUGGAUUAUGAACUGGAGAAUGCAAACAAUCUGAAGUUCAUUGGAUAUGAGGCUGAUACUGAAAUUGUAGAUAUUUUUAAUACUAUUAUGAAUUCAUAUUGCUGUUCGCACAUUGAAAGGCAGUAUGAUAUUGUUGGCAUACAAGUAAUUCGUGUGACUCAAAUUGUGAACAACAGCUUCAAAGCAAUGAUCAGAAGUUAUAGCUCUCACAAUUUAUCAAGAGAUGCCAUCAUGUUAGUCAAUCCAACUCCAGUUUCUGCUCUUAGUGACUGGCCAUUUCAAAUACUGGAGAAGGGAUUCAUGGUUAACAAACCAUUGUCUAUAAGUGUGACAGACUGCUUGGAUUUUGCUGAUGCCUCCUGGAUGAGUACGUUACACAAAUUAAGACAACGUAACAUAUCUCUGACAGAUCAAAUACAGAAUUCAAUUAGAGUCACAGUCAUUGUAAAAUUACCUGAGGAAAACCCUUUUCCAAGAAACAGGGAACAACUGUAUAAAUCGGAAGAAGAUCAAGAACAAAAGUCUUCUAAUACUGAUGAAGCUACUGGAUUGCAUAUACUUGAGCCCACAGAUCCUAAGAAAUGCCAGGUUUACCACAUUUCAGAUAGCAAUGACAUUAUCCCUGUUUAUGUUGUCGAAUACAAAUAUAAAUAUAAGGUUGCAUCUGCUUAG
Schistocerca americana (American grasshopper) is the source of this 2013-nucleotide messenger RNA. Its product is annotated as leucine-rich repeat-containing protein 9-like. The record is from RefSeq and is a predicted model, not a curated record. Gene Ontology annotation, molecular function: protein binding. Lineage: Eukaryota; Metazoa; Arthropoda; Insecta; Orthoptera; Acrididae. The transcript is spliced from 13 exons. The coding region runs from base 1 to 2013 and encodes 670 amino acids.